Molecule: messenger RNA, 1251 nt
Organism: Bipolaris sorokiniana ND90Pr
Lineage: Eukaryota; Fungi; Ascomycota; Dothideomycetes; Pleosporales; Pleosporaceae
Exons: 3
Coding region: 1-1251 (416 amino acids)
Molecular function (GO): monooxygenase activity; oxidoreductase activity, acting on paired donors, with incorporation or reduction of molecular oxygen; iron ion binding
Source: RefSeq, a predicted model, not a curated record
AUGUUUUCCACGGGCGGUAAUAGGCUGCAUUCGCAGAGAAAGCGCAUGCUGAGCAACAUCUACAGCAAGUCGCAUGUUCUUGCUAGUGAAUCGCUGCUCAUACAGGCAUCGACAAUCAUGUACAAGCGCUUCCUGCCAUAUCUAGAGUCCGUAUGCACGGGACCCGAAAACGGAGUUUUGAACAUCUACGCACUGCUCAGUGCGACAACAAUGGAUAUUGUGACGUCCUACAUCUUCGGACAGCGAGCAGGGUCGAACCUAAUCCAGGACCCCCAGCAACUCGCCUGGUUCUUGGAUCUAUACUACUCACGGCGAUCCUUCAACUUUUGGCCGCAAGAGUUCCCGCUCCUGACUAGCCUGGCAGAGAGAUGGCUGGGCUACCGCUUCUCACCCAAAUGGGUCGACGAGGCAAAUGGCAAGAUCGAGGGAUGGGUGACCAAAAUGUGCGAUGAGGCUGUGCGUGUGCUGGAUGCUGGCGUCGCCGCCGCAGGGGUCGAGGACCGGCCUGUAGUCUAUCAGCAGCUGCAGAGCAGCAUGGCAAAGGAAGCAAGUAAGAGUUCGGGUAGUAUGUCGGAUCCUACCGCCAUGGCAAGUGAAGUCCUGGAUCAUCUGGCCGCGGGUUUCGACACCUCUGCUAUAACGCUCAACUACGUCGUCCACGAGCUAUCCAAGCACCCAGAUAUUCAGACUCGUCUCCAGGACGAGCUCCUCGGCCUAUCUCCCCGCCUGGCAGUAUCCUCAGCACCCAAUCUGCCCGACCCGAAGGCCGUCGAUGCCCUUCCGUUGCUACAUUCCGUCAUAUGGGAAACCCUGCGUCUUCACUCUGCGAUUCCCGGCCCACAACCGCGUUUCACGCCCCCGCAAGGCUGCCGGCUUGGCCCAACAGACGAGACAUCGUACCAUGUUCCGGGCGGAGUCAGGGUGAGCGCCAGCGCGGGCCUGCUGCAUCUGAACGACGACGUAUACGAGUGUGCAAGUGAAUGGCGACCAGAUCGCUGGUUGGGACUCGACAAGGUGGCCGACGAAAAGCGGAGGGACAUGGAGAGCCGAUGGUUUUGGGCAUUCGGCAGUGGUGGUCGAAUGUGUGUGGGAAGUCAUUUGGCAGUGUACCAAAUGAAGUACAUAGUCGCGGCCCUAUACUCAAACUACCGCACCACGAUUGUAGAUGACACAGGCAUCGAGCAGUCCGACUCAUACACUGCACCGCCCCAGAGUGAGAAAUUCAUGAUACGACUCGAGAAGCUGACGUAG